Lymnaea stagnalis (great pond snail) is the source of this 1042-nucleotide messenger RNA. NCBI's taxonomy places the organism in Eukaryota, Metazoa, Mollusca, Gastropoda, Lymnaeidae. The record is from the annotation of a GenBank genome assembly.
GCAGAGUUUAAACAUAACAUCACGAUGGUGUUACAUGAUAUUAAAGGCUCUCCUUUUACUUGCAACAACACAUAUCUCAUCGACGAAAGAACGAUGGAUUUAUUCUGCGAUGGCCAGAUCUCAACUCAACAACUAACACUUAAAGGCAAAGACGUUGGUUUUCUGUGUUCUCUAAGUAUCAGUGGAGGUAAAGAAUCAAAGGACUAAAACAGUUUUUAAAACAUCAAUUUCUAUAUAUUGUAUAAUAAUUUUGUUGACUUUACACAUUUUUAAAUGCUUUAGGCUUGCCUUUGUUUUGUGGAAAACAUAAUCUUAAAUUGAAAAGAAUGAUGUAGCUUACAUUAUAACUUCAUAGUCGUUAAAAAAAAAAUUACUGAGGCAUUUGAAAUUUGCGCAUCAUUGAGAGAAUAGUUCGUAUUUAAGAGAGUGAAGUUAUAAUUCUGUUAUUUUCAGUGAUAUAUUUGAAAAUAUAUUUAAAUCUAUCUUUAUGUAUGAAAACAUAUUUUUCAACGACAAUUUGUUAUUCAUAAUGAUUUAAAGUAUGUGUAAAAAAACUAAGAGCAUACAAAUGCACUGAUAAACAUUAUUCAUUGGAACCAUAUUGUUGCAAGAUUUAAAACUCACGCACCUGUAUUCAACUCAUUUAAUUCUCCUAAAAUAGGUGAAACAAAGUGCAGGUCUUGUAUGAAAAAGGGGAUAUAGUUUAAAGUUAACAACAAAGGAGAGCGAAGCAGAUACAGUUCUUAAUUUUAUAAGAAUACUGAGUAACUUUGUAAAAUAAUGGUCCUAAAGAUCAAGGCUGAUACAAUUUUUGAUACAUUUAAAUAUAACAUUUCAUAUUCCAAUAUAUUUUGUUUUGAUGAUUUUUAGCAAUGAUGACUGUUUAUAAAAUUUUCGCGCCUCAAAUGAAAUUGUUUAGUUAAAAGUGUAACAACUUAUUUCAGGGCGCAAUGUUGCACUUAAACAAACAGCUAUGCAAUCAAGUACUUUAAAUUCUUAUCCGGCCGAUAAAGCUGUAGAUGGUAACCGAAAUACAGACUUG